Messenger RNA from Talaromyces amestolkiae, 897 nucleotides. RefSeq lists its product as uncharacterized. The coding region runs from base 1 to 897 and encodes 298 amino acids. The transcript has a single exon. Lineage: Eukaryota; Fungi; Ascomycota; Eurotiomycetes; Eurotiales; Trichocomaceae. The record is from RefSeq and is a predicted model, not a curated record.
AUGCGCUUCGCUGAGAUUUCCCUCAUCCUCGCUCUGUCCACUGCGGCAGUUGCUGCUCCUCACCCGGACGGAGAAAAGACUCUAUACAAGGUCGGCACGAGCCCCCGAUACAUUCUUGCCCGUGGCUCCGGCGAAAAGGUCCUUCAUAAGGGCAGCGCCUCCCAACUGCUCGCCCGUCAAACCUCCGGCGAGAGUGGCUCCGCCGGAAACUCUGACACCUGCUACGGCGUAGACGCCACAUGUGCCAGCUGCUUCGGUACUAACUGGGCCCCUUGCUCUGACGGCGUCACUUGCUACGACAAAACCGACCCUACCAGCACCUGCACGUCCUCUGGCUCCAGCGGCAGCGGCAGCGGUAGUGGUAGUGGAAGUGGUAGUGGCAGCAGCUCCGGUGGUUCUGCUGGAAGCUCCGACUACUGCUACGGCGUAGACGCCACAUGCGUCAGCUGCUUCGGUGCUGGAUAUCUUGAGUGCUCGGAUGGCGUCACUUGCUACAACCCUUCUGAUCCGACCACCUCUUGCCCCGACGGUACCUCCGGAUCUGGUUCGGGAACUGGAACCGGUUCGGGAUCUGGCACAAGUACCGGUGGUGCUGGAUCUGGCUUGAUUGGCAUCAGCACUACUGCCACCGCUGCCGGCUCUACAGCUACCUCUGGCGGUGCAGGCUCSGGCGGCUCCUCCCMCACCUCCGCUGCACCGACUACCCACUCUACCACAUCUACCACAUCCACCGCCUCCUCGACAUCGACCACCUCGACAUCCACCUCCUCCACCUCUACGGCCGCUCCUUCUCCCAUCUCUGGCAACAAACUCGGCGGCGCUGCUGGCUUCUCCAUUCCUUUGGGUUUGUCCGCCGGUGCCGGUGCUGCAGUGCUCGUUGCUGCUGCUCUGAUCUAA